Messenger RNA from Hemiscyllium ocellatum (epaulette shark), 1113 nucleotides. It is a transcript of the gene tpk2, whose product is annotated as thiamin pyrophosphokinase 2. The transcript is spliced from 8 exons. Bases 2 to 907 code for a protein of 301 amino acids. NCBI's taxonomy places the organism in Eukaryota, Metazoa, Chordata, Chondrichthyes, Orectolobiformes, Hemiscylliidae. The record is from RefSeq and is a predicted model, not a curated record. Gene Ontology annotation, molecular function: 8-oxo-dGDP phosphatase activity.
GAUGGCAGGGAGCAGGUCGUGGGCUGAGGGUGUCCUGCAACUCCUGGGCAGGAUGAACUCCUUCCACACCUUGCAGGGUUCCUCGAAGCCGGUGUGUAAACAGUUCUGUGUUGGGGGCCAGGCAGUGGGAGUGGUGCAGCCCAGGAUGCUCCCUUUGCUGCGGGGAUACCCUGAGGUGUUCCAGAUCACCAACGGACACGUGGAGCUGAGGGACCACCUUCGCACCUUCCAGCAGCGCUCCACGGCACUGGAGCAGGUCCUCAGGGACUGGAGGGAGCGCGGGCUGUUCAACUGUCUCAGCAAAUGGAGGAAUGAGGAAUACCCGGUAAUGUCGCGGUUCUGUGACCCUCCGCUGAUGAACAUUGAACGGGCCGCUGUGGGUUUAUUUGGUGUGAGGAGCUACGGGGUCCACCUCAACGGCUUCGUCCGACAUGACGACGGGCGCAUGUCCAUGUGGAUUGGCCGUCGCACGAUCCAAAAGGAGACCUACCCCGGCCGCCUGGAUAACCUGGUUGCAGGGGGUAUCCCAGCCAGCCUCGGAGUGAUGGAGACCCUGCUGAAGGAGUGUCAGGAAGAGGCCUGCAUCCCCGACUCCAUCGCCCGGAACGCCAGGCCGGCCGGCACCAUCAGUUACACCUACGAAGAUGAUGCAGGGAUUUUCCCAGAGUGCCAGUUCGUCUACGACCUGGAGGUCCCCGUCGACUUCCGGCCUGAGGUGGGAGACGGGGAGGUGCUGGAAUUCUACCUCUGGUCCCUGGAACAGGUGAUAGAGCUACUCCCAGGUUCGGAGUUUAAACCGAACUGCGCCAUGGUGGUGUUGGACUUCGCCAUUCGGCACGGGCUGCUCCACGCCGAUAACGAACGCCAUUACCAGCAGCUGGUCGAGGGGCUGCACAGGGAGCUAUGAAGGGGACUGACUCCGAGACGCCGUGGGGGAAUCCAGCCCCCCACCCCCGGCAGCGUGUGCGGCUUUGCGAUUUUAGAUUCCCAAGUCAAUCGUGAACACAGUGGGGGGAGGAAACAUGGGAAUUUCCAGCGACUCGUCUCUCUCGGUCGGUCAGGGGCUGAGGGAUUUGCCACAGCCCACUGGGGCCUUUAGCGUCACCAACUCUU